GUAUAUCUCGGGUACUACCUGUACAUUGCAAUGGAAUCGCUGCUUUGUUUAUUUCUAAUUACAAUGUUCGAUGUAUGUCCGAAUUGGUGAAUCUCCUAAAAUCAAGCACAAAAAUAUUCGGUCUUCGUUUGAUACCGAGAAUUGUAUUGUUUUCAUACGUUUGAAGCUACCAAGGCAAUAAUGGGUCUUCGAUGCAGCAUCAUGGUUCAAUUAUAAAAAUUGAUAAUUCAAUGUUUGUGCUGCAGAAUAUGACUAGAAAACAUGUUAUUGAAUGCGAUAAAUUAAGCACCGCAUGACAUAGCGAUCUAAAAAAUUGGGCGAAUGUGCCCAUUGACAAUUAGUGCGGAAAGUUAAGUGAAUAAUGUGAUAAGAUACUGUAAAAUAAUAAAAAACGCCCUUUAAAAGAAAGCCCUGUUAUAAUCCAGUUUCUAUUGGGUUAAUUAUGUAUCCUUCAGUGAGUUUAAAAUCGCCUGAAAACACGGUCUGGUUACCAACUGGAGUGUGCUUAACCGUGCUAAAGGUGAAAGUUAGCUGGCGCGUCCUCUUUAGAUGCAGCACCAUGCAAAUGUAAUGAAGAAGAAGUAUAAUCGAUAUUGGAUAAGUGAUUAGACAUACUAAAUAAAUAUCGGUGUUUGCUUGUGUAAACAUGCUAGAUAGCCUGAGAGUCGUGAUAAAAUAUCAACCAUCGUAAAAUAUGGAAUGGUGUAAAUGCUGCUGUAACAUAAUCAAACCAAUCUUACAGAUUGUAGAGAUCCUGUACAACGGUCUAUUUAACUAGUGAAUAUAGUUGUGCAUUCUAUUGUAAAUGUGUGUUAAGUGUUAAAAGAUAUAACUUCGUCAUUUUCGAAUAUCGAGUGUAUGUAAUUGGAGCAACAAUUAUAAUAAAAUGCAGGUCGCAAGUCUUGAAAUGAUUCACACCCAUUUUGGACCGGCUUCCGUCGACAAUUACCAGCCACAAACGCUCUAUCAGCAGCAACAAAAGCGAAAGCAACAGGAGCAACAGCAUCAACCCUCACAACAACAGCAGCAGAAACAACAAGAUCAGCUGCAUCCGCAGCAGGAGGAGCAGCAACAGCAGGAGCAGCAGCAACAACAGGAGCAGCAGCAACAGCAUGAGCAGCAGCAGCAGCAACAGCAACAGCAGAAGCAGCAACAACAGGAGGAAGAACACCACCAUAGUCAGCAGCAGCAGCAGCAACAAAAACAACAAGAAGAAGAACAACAACAAAAUCAACAACAACAACAACACAUUUCUACAAUUAUUUGCAACCCCCCACCAUCAAUAAUUAGUACUUCAAAUGGAACAACAAUGUGCGUUGCCAAACUUAUGAUUGGGCUGGAUCAUGCGCCACCAGCAUUUAAUGUACGAUCGCGCGUCCUGGGUGAUGGAGGCACAAAUUUAAACUACAUACGUACUGAAACUGGUGCUAUAGUAACACUAAGAGGUCGGGGAUCAUUGAAUCUUGAACCACAAACUAUGCAAGAAGCUCCAGAACCACUGCAUUUGUUUAUUGAACAUCCGUUGUUGGAUGGUUUGCAGAAUGCUAAGCAGUUGGCAAAAAAUUUGAUCGAAACUUUGCAAGAAGAGCUCAGCUUUUUUCAGGAGAACACUAUACCUAAAGCUAAUUUUCGGUUAAUGCCCCAGCCAAGCAUAGUUCAAACAAACCAAGUUGCACAAAUGCCUCCAAUCAUAAGAACGCAACAUGUUACACAACCCAAUGGUAUUAUUCAUCAACCACCACCAACAGUUCUUGGUCCGCCACUACCAAGCUUUGUGCAGCAUCCUCCUGCUUUGCAGCAAAGUCAACCCCCUCCACCGCAAAUAAUUCAGCAGCCUCCAACAAUUAUACAAUCACAUGUGCCAUUACAAAUUCAUCAGCAGCCGAGUAAUGUAGUAAUCUCACAAAUCCAGACCACAGCGCCCCAGUCACAAAUUCCAAAUGUAAGCAACCCUCCUCCGGGGACGCAAAUACGACCUAUUGUGCAGAUAAAAAACACCCCUGCUGGCACUCAUUUGACCCAACCACCUCCAAGUAUACAAAUUCAACAGGCACCUCCUGAGGCUGCGCAGCAAAUAAUAGUAAACCCUGCCCCACCAUACCAAGUACAAUACAUACAGCAGAAUCCAUCCCUUCAAACUGCCAGUGGUCCUCAUUCGAGUGGACAGGUCACGAUUCAGCAUCUCAUUCAGCCCCAGUCACAGCCUGUCCAAGGCAUUGUACAGACAACAAUACCACCGCCUCAAUUUGAUCACUUUCAAAGACCACCACAAACCCAACAGAUAAUCACCGUCCAAGGAAGUACAGCGUUCAUGGUUCCGCCGCCAAAUAUUAUUCAUCAGACAGCACCACAAACACCAAACCAAAUAAUUUUUCAAACACAGCAACCAAUUCUAACGCAUCCUCCACCGGAGUUGACUCCACUGGGACCACAAGCAGGAAUAAUUUUAAAUGGGGCUGAAGCGAAAAAAGUUGUUGGCUCUACUGAGAUAAAAAUCAAGCCAGAACCGAUGAAGCUCGAUGACGGUCCUUCGACCGGAGCCAUCCUUCAGCAAAUUCCAACCAAUAGCCAACUAGCAAAAACAACUGUGAUUCCCGUAUCUUCAAUAGCGGGUAUACCAAUUAGCCAGCCGCCUCCACCAAUCAUGUCUGUGCCUCCUCCUACUGUGCAACAUAUAGUCGGCAAUACAAUCAUUACUUCGCAGCCGAAUCCACCAAUUAGUCAUGGCGGGAUAUCGCAACAAAUAUUUAGUCAAAUUCCGGUAUCGAUUCAAUCUUUUACUCCCGCGACACCCCCACAACAAUUGCAAGUUAGCGGGUCCCAUUUUGUUGUAAGUGCUCCACAAGCAUGGCCUGUGGUAACUGCUUCGGCAGCAGGACAACAAAUACAGCAAUUACCAGUCAGUACGGUGCCUAGUAUUCAAAUUACUACACAACCCAUGCGAAACCCUAAUGAAAUUCAUAUCAUAAGUCAACCUACGAUUAUAAGUGCAGCAGAAUAUCGCCCGCCUGCAUCUCAACAACAGCAAAUAAUAGCUAACAGUUCAUUUAACCCUCAAAUACAGCCACCUCAGGGAGUACAAGUACAAUUUCACACGGUUCCGCCUCCUCCUCAGCAAAUCAUUACCAGCCUGGGCAAUGCACAGAUUCAACAUCCACCGCAAGCACCACAGUCGCAGCUGAUAGAAAACCAACGCGCACCUCAGCAUCAAAUUAUUAUAAAUGCCUCUAUUCCUCCGCAGCCACCUCCACCACCACCUUUCACAGCUCUACAAUACUCUGCGCAAGAAGUUUCAAAGGUAUUUCCCGAAUGCUCUAAAUAUUGUUAUUUUGUAAACGCUGAUCAAUACUUUGAAUGCUGUAUAAGUUUCAAUUACUGGAUUUCGAACAAAGUGAAUAUACAUAUCUUGUGGGAUUCUUCUUCUUUUGGCUCAACAACCGUUGUCGGUCAAGGCCUGCCUGUACCUCUUGUGGGGUUGGCUUUCAGUGACUUAUUGAUUUCCCUCCAUAGCAGGAUAGUCAGUCCUACGUAUGGUGGCACGGUCUUCUUCAUCUUCUUCUUCUUCUUGUGAUAUGUGACAGGUUUCAGCCCCCUAUGACGUUGCUGUAAUAAUCAGGGACAUGCUGUCAUUGAGGAUUAGACCUAUAUCUAUUUCCCUCUUUUCUGUUGCCGGGUUUCCCAGAUCGUUAUCACCGGUAUACUUUUACCCUAUUUACUCUUUAGUUUUUCCAUUUGGUGUUCUUUUUUUCAUCUUUCCUAUUUUUUCCUUCAUUUCUUCUUUUUGCAAUCGCAUUUGUCCAAUAACUUUUCAAUUCUUUGUUAUACAUUAUGUAUUGUGGUGAUUAUUUUCUGAUUUAAAAGUCGGUUGGUAUCUCCAAUCGCUCACCGGUCUGUAUUGCUAGUUGUUUGUAUUGUUGUUCUGUCUAUUUUUUUUUAUUUUUUUUUUAUUACUUUUACUAUAACAAAUUAUUACUAUUUUUUAUGAUGUCAAAAAACGAGGAGCGAGAAAGCCCUCGUUUUGUUUUAAAAAUCCUGAAGAGGCUUUCUAGUUUCGUCUUUUUUUUUAAAUAUAUCUUAAUAUAUUAUAUCCCAAAAGUCCAUUUCUUCUCUAGAAAGAGGUUUUGAGAUAAGACUCUGCCCAUAUCUUGCACCCAUGACGGACAUUUUGUUAAGUCGUACGAGUUGACGACUGUACUACGAGACCAGCUUAGGUGGGAUUAUCCACCCAGUCAGACAAAUCGGGCUUAAUUUACCCCUAUCUUACCGCUAAAUUACCGGUAAUUUAAGAGUAAUUUAAUGGUAAAUUAGCAGUCGUUAAUUUACCCAUUCGAGCAGUUUUGACAGAUCCUAUUCCUUCCUCUAUUUUGUUUUUAUUUUUUUCGGCUAAAUUGUUAAUAAAUAACACGAAAUUUAUUAUAUUACAGUUUAAUGGUUAUAUUCAAUCAUUUUCCUUAACUUUUACAAACGAUUACAAUGAAUUUUUUAUAGCAAACUCGACUUGAACAGCCGCUUCACCCGGAGAAGGUGGUGCACAAAUAGCACUAAUAAACACUAUUUCUCGGCUGUUUUUUUACAUUUUACAGUUUUAAACACACCGCCGAGAUCUUCUUCCACUAAAAUAUCAUUAAAACAAUACUCUUUUUGUUCUAAUUUAUAUCUUUUUACUGACAACAAACGACAACACUUCGUACCGCUAAAUUGCUCUUAAAUUACUGUUAUGACAGACACAAAACUGCUCGAAUGGGUAAAUUAACAGAAGGCUGUCUGACUGGGCAGUGCAAUUUGACGUCUAAAAGGAUGACAGGUCCAUACAAAACCAAUCUGUUUUGCGUGUGAACCGUAUUAAUACGCAAUCUCAGAUUGCGCAUAUAUUCGUUUUAUCAAAACAUAAGUCAUUUCGCGUAGCCAACCCUGAGCUAUAAACGUCAUUUCCAUACAUUUUCAGAUUGCGCCAAGAUUGCGCAUAAAUUUUCAAGAUUAUACAGUGGAGCGCCGUUUAUCCGGGCUUCUCGGGACUUGACCUCGACCGGAUAAGCGAAUAACACGGAUAAUAAAUCAAAUGAUAUAUUUUUUCAUCAAUUUCUGAUUAGUUCUUUAAAAAAUUCCUAUUUUUUGAUAAAAAUAACCCAGUUUUUAUUAACUUCAUGUUUUUCCCAUGAGAAUAUUUGAAAUUUGCCAUGAAUUAUAGUUUUUUUUGUUAUGAUAAUGUGCUCUUAUAACCGCUUUUUUAAAUACCAUCCUCAUAACGCAAUGUCACCUUUGUAUUGAACUGUCAUUUCUCAACAGCACGGAUAAACGGAAAGCCGGAUAAAAGGUACCCGGAUAAACGGCGCUCCACUGUAUGUCGGAGAUAUAUAAUUUUUUUUUGACAGAUAAAUAUAUCAAACCGACCCUUUUGACAGAUAAAUAUAUGCGCAAUCUGAGAUUGCGCAUCGUCUAUUGCUACGGUGAAUACAGGGUGUAUAUACAGGGUGUUCGAGAUAAAUUUGACAGUUUCUGAGGGAAUAGGAAAGGAAUUUUUAUCAAAUUUAUGUUAAAUAUUAAAAAAAAAUAUUUUUCUACAAAGUUUAGCUUACCAUGUUUGCCGCAUUUUUUUAUUCGAAAUACCGCCCCCUCCGCGUCGAUGGCCGCCUGCACCGGCUUCCGGAACCGCGCGCAAGCCCGGACAACCAUGUCUCUGGGGAUGGCCGCAAACACGGCCUUUAUUCUGGCCACCAGCUCCGCUUUGGUAUUGCAGGACGCCCUGUUGGUGUCCCGCUCAACUGUGCCUCACACAAAGUAAUCCAUAGGAUUAAGGUCAGGGGAGCUGGGUGGCCAAACUUCGGUGCUGGUGUAUCGGUCGAAAUUGGCAGUGAGCCAUUGGCGUGUUUUUACGGCCGUAUGGCAUGGUGAAGAAUCCUUCUGCCAAACGUACGGCCGCCCAUCGGCCACCGUAUUGUUUUUACGGUGUUCAGCGAACACAUCGCCGCCUUCCGAAUUUCGGCAUUCGUAUGGUCGGCACGAACCAUCAUAACACACGUUACGCGCUUGUACAGUUCGGACGGGUUCCACAUAUUUAAGGAGCUAGACAUUUUUUACACUUGUUCGCACAACUUUUAGCAAUCGAAUGACAUAUUAAUCAUUUCGAUACGUCAACUCAACCCUGAGAUAUAAACCCAAAGGCCAGGUGUCAAAUUUAGCCCGCUUAGCUUAUAUGAGGCUAACAUAAUUUAAUAUACGUUAUUGGGGCCCUUUACAAUUCUAGUCAGCUGUUUUAUAUGUAGUUUGAUAGUUGGAGGCUGAAAUCAUGUAAACACUCCAUACAAAACCACACACAAAUCUAGCCUGCGAUUUUCAGCCUAGAUUAUUCUAGCCUCUGAGCUAGAAUUAGAUUAGACUACCUGUUCGAAAAAAAUGCAAAACAAGGCGGUGUUUUCAUUCAUUCCAAGGUGCAUUAAGCAGAUCAGGUGGUGGAAUCUAGAAUCAAAGUGUAUGUUGUCCAGGUGGUCUCAUGGCAUGGUUUUUAUAACCAAAUUUGAACGUCACUUUUUGCCAGUACGGGCGAAAACUUUUCUCAAACAGGCUUUGGUAGCUUGACGAAUACACAAAACACUCUUAAAAUCUUCUUCAGAAGCAGAAGCAAUAAAAAUCAGCCUUCAAAAUACAUUCACCUUGGGAUAAGCCCAGCUGUGUACUAUACCCACUUAGAUAGCUGCUCGAAAACUGCUAUACAAUGCAAACAGCUGACAGGCUGAAAUUUCAGCCUACGAACUUAAAACGGAAAAGGGCCCUAAUUUAGAAAGCCGCAUAAGAGUAAGUAUAAGUAUAAGAAACCGUGUAUCUCUGGAAGUACCUGUAUACAUUCCAUGGAAUAUAUUUGUAGUUCAUGGAAAUUAACAGUAAGGCCGCAAAUACACGACGCGCGUUUCCGCGGCGCGUAUAACAGUUCCACAGAGAUAUCCAGCAUGAGCAUCUCUGCCCCAAGUGACAUUUGCUCGAAAUUGUUUUACCAUAUCUGCUCGAUUAGUACUCGAUACGCCUGAAAUUGUGGAUUUGUGUGUGAUCAAGUGUGUUAAAAGCGCCAAGAUUUGGUGUGAUCGUAAAUUAGACGUUCCUCUAUCGAUGGACGAUGCCGUCGAGCUCAUUUUUCAUUCAUAGCUAUGGUUUUUUGGUGAAAAACAAAAGCUAAUUUUAUGUGACGUUAUUCUAUAAAAAUGGGUAUUAUUUAAGUAUAAAAUGGGUACAUGACCAACUAUAACGAUAGGAAAUAUCGUUUCCGAGCGAAUCUAGAAGAAAGUAACGAAAAAGUCGCAUCACAUUUGAUUUUAAAGGACUUUUUCUAAAUUCCCUUAAACUGGUGCAGUUUAAGCGAAGUUUAAGGCUCCAGUUUAAGGGAAUUUGCUCGAAUUCCCGAUUAUUCGUGCUAUAAAAUGUCAGUUGGGGCGUUAUCGCGGUAGCGCGUUCGAAUGACAUUUCAUUUCUAUGGCUGGAAACGCGCGUCGUGUAUUUGCGGCCUAAAAUGAAUAAUGAUAUAAUCGAUAAUUAUUGUUUAGUUAAUGUUAUGAAGGAUUAUUAUUUAAUUGCCUGUUAUCGUUGUACUAAUCUUACAUUUUUUC
Molecule: messenger RNA, 7595 nt
Organism: Anopheles gambiae (African malaria mosquito)
Lineage: Eukaryota; Metazoa; Arthropoda; Insecta; Diptera; Culicidae
Exons: 4
Coding region: 887-3571 (894 amino acids)
Cellular component (GO): nucleus
Molecular function (GO): RNA binding
Source: RefSeq, a predicted model, not a curated record